This is a messenger RNA of Toxorhynchites rutilus septentrionalis, 1241 nucleotides long. Its product is annotated as alpha-tocopherol transfer protein-like. Gene Ontology annotation, molecular function: phosphatidylinositol bisphosphate binding. Bases 116 to 1069 code for a protein of 317 amino acids. NCBI's taxonomy places the organism in Eukaryota, Metazoa, Arthropoda, Insecta, Diptera, Culicidae. The record is from RefSeq and is a predicted model, not a curated record. The transcript is spliced from 4 exons. Gene Ontology annotation, cellular component: membrane.
UAAGCGAGAUAUGGCACUUAUCAGCCGUUGCGUUAAACCCUCGAAUCCACGAAAUCCACAUUCAGUCCCAUUGUAGUUAAAACCAUCACAAAACAACAACAUAGCGCUCGUUACCAUGGCAAAUGUACGCCUGAUAUCACCAGAGCUUACCAUAGUGGCAGAACGUGAUCUAAACGAAGAUCCAACUCAGCUGAGAAGUCAUCUUGAAGUGAUCCGAACGUGGUUGUCUGAACAUAGCACAAUUCAGGGAGCGCUGAGUGAUCAAAUAUUGCUAUCGUUUCUUCGUGGAUGCAAAUUCAGUUUGGAGAAGACGAAACAGAAGUUAGCUCUGUUCUAUCGGAUAAGAACGAUGCUGCCAGAAGUGGUACAGAAUCGAGAUCCUCUGGCUGAGGAUGUUCUUCAACUGAUUCGAUUAGGAGUGGGAACUCCGCUACCGGAAACAGUUCUCCCAACCGACCCCAAAAUAUUUAUUAUUAGAGUUUGCCAAUUCGACCUUGAGAAGUGCACUUUCGCUGAUGUCAUAAAGGUUGGCACAAUGAUCAAUGAUAUUCUCAUUCGUGACGAUGACCAAAUGGUUGUCUGUGGGAUAACGUUGAUUAUUGAUCUGGCGAACGUAACGGCAAGCCAUCUGUUUCAGUUUGAGGUUGAAUUCCUCAAACAGGUAGCGGUGCUAUACCAGGAUGCGAGUCCCCUGAGAAUGCAGGCUAUUCACAUCCUCAACCCACCUCCAGGGAUGCACACUGUACUGAAUAUUUUUAACAGUUUGGUGGCGGACAAAAAUAAGGACAAAAGAAUAUUUGCUCAUGGAACUAGCCUGGAUUCUUUGCAUAAAUUGUUUCCUGCAUGUGUGCUACCUGAGGAGUAUGGUGGGACGCUUGGACCGAUACAGACAUUCGUUGACCUUUGGGUAUUCAAACUGAAGGAGAAUCGUAACUAUUUGCUUGAAAUGACUGAACUGCAGGACAACUCGAUUGUGAGCAACUCGAAGAUCCCAACAAAUAACUCACAUCCUAGAGUGCAUAAUCACUUCGGUUUGGAUGGUUCGUUUAGAAAACUGGAACUUGAUUGAUGAAAUGUACAGGGUUACCUAUUUCGUGGUUCGAGAAGUAAACUGGAAGAACAAUUAUGAUGAAGAUUUCAUUCCGCACCGGAGACUGGUGUUUAUGUCAAGACUUCAAGAGUUAUGGAUUGUCCGCGUAAAUAGGAUCAUUCUCGUUGCACUCAAAUAAAAGAUCAAACGA